This is a messenger RNA of Vespa velutina, 2446 nucleotides long. RefSeq names its product fatty-acid amide hydrolase 2-A-like. Lineage: Eukaryota; Metazoa; Arthropoda; Insecta; Hymenoptera; Vespidae. The record is from RefSeq and is a predicted model, not a curated record. The transcript has 11 exons. Bases 592 to 2244 code for a protein of 550 amino acids.
UGGUGUUUAUUAGAAUAUAUAAUUAAAAUUAAAUUAAUAAUUUAAUAAUUGUUUAUUAGCAAGAUGAAUUUGUUUUAUUGAAUGAUAAUAUUUCUUUUUUUAUUUUCAUUUCUCUGUUAUCAAAUUUUCGUCGAUAAAUUCAAAAUAUAAAUGUAACAAAAUACAAUUAUAACUACGUUUCUUUUGUGGACUUUCAUCUUAACAUCGUUAUAACUUUUCUCGCUCUUACUUAUAUGCCCCACCAUCGAUAGACUGUCGUACGGCAUAUUUACACGACGACAGCUCGUGUAAAUAUGCUGUACGCUUUCGAAGUCGGUUUAGUAUUAUGUCGGCAUUCAAAAUAAGUUAACACGAGAUUGAAUUGUUGUUUUAUAGAUGUUGUGAUUGGUAUAAUCAGAUGUUACAUAACAUUUUAUAUUUUAUAUUGUUUUCCUUUUCUUUUUUAUUUUUAUUUUAUCUCUUUUCAUUUUUCAAUGUCGCAAAAUUAUAUCAUUACAUUUUUAAUAUAACAAUAGUUACGACGUGAAUCGAGAGAGUGUAAUUUUUUUUUUUCUAAUAACAGAUUCAUGGAUAAAAAAAAUUUACAAAAAAAUGAAUAUCUUAGCAAUAAUAUAUUCCUUCUUCUUGUUUGCUUUUACUUUCGAUUAUUGGAAAAUCUUCUAUUUAAUAGAAAAAUGUAUAUUAAGAACGAUGAUGUUAAUAUUGGGUUGUAUAAUGUAUCCGAUUAUUAGGAUGAGACUUAAAAAACAUCAAUAUUGUCCACCUUUGUUAAACAGAAUAUUCUUUUGGACGGCUACUGAUAUUGCAAGAAAAAUUCGUAUGAAAGAGAUCACCAGUGAGGAAGUUGUAUCAACGUUUAUUGCUCGUUGUAAAGAAGUUAAUCCUAUAUUGAAUGCUAUUGUCGAGGACAAUUAUAAAAAUGCGUUAAAAGAAGCUCGUGCUGUCGAUUAUUUUUUAAAUACAACUACGCAAUCUAUAGAGUAUAUCGCGAAAGAAAUGCCAUUAUUUGGGGUUCCCGUAACAAUUAAAGCUAGCAUCGCCGUAAAAGAUUUUAGUAUCGCGGUAGGAGUGACAAGCGAAAAACAUAUAAAGGCUAAAAAAAAUGCACACGUUGUAAGAAAGAUUCGUGAAGCCGGUGGUAUUAUUUUGUUAACGAGUAAUACACCUGAAUUAUGCAUGUUUUGGGAAACUUUUAACAAUAUCAUUGGUAGAACGUCAAAUCCUUAUGAUACGAGAAGAACAACUGGUGGUUCAACGGGAGGCGAGGCUGCGCUUAUAAGUAGCGGUGCUUCUUUGAUGGGUUUAGCAUCCGAUGUUGCGGGAUCGAUAAGAUUGCCUGCUAUGUUUUGUGGUAUUUUUGGUCACAAACCAACAUCCUAUUGGAUUUCAUGCGAGGGUCACAGACCAAUAGGUACGAAUAAAAAAUGGAAUAAUACUUUCACGAUUGGUGUGAUGACGAGAUACGCUAUUGACCUUCCUUUAAUUUUAAGAAGUAUUACAACAUCUAAGGAAUGUAUGAAAUGUCUUGAUCGUCAGGUGGACAUUGGAGAAAUCAAGAUUUUUUAUCUCGAUGACAAAUAUUGUAAAAUAUUAGGCUCGUCCAUUGAAAUGGAAAUCAAACUUGCUAUUAAUAACUUGACCAAUCAUUUAAAAUUGACUUACCAAUGUCAAGUUCAAAAAGUGGAAUUAAAAAAUUUGAAAUAUGCGAUGGAAAUAGGGAGUCUUACUCCUUUUGAAUUAAAUAAAACGGAAACCAUUUUUAAUUUGAACGAUGGAACGAAGCCAUGGAAAAGCGUAUUCCUUGUUUUGGUGCAGCGCUUAUUUAAUUUUAAUUCUCACACAUGGGGAUCUAUAUUGUAUGGAAUUCUUGUGAGAUUUUUAGAAAUAUUACCGGCAUCGUUUUAUAAAGAUAUUUUGAAAAAGCGUAGUUUACUUAAGAAAGAACUUGAACAACUUUUACAUAAAAAUGCUGUUUUGAUUUGUCCAACUUUCCAUGCAUGUGCACAUUAUCAUUCGGAAAUAUAUUACAAGUUUUUAAAUAUAGCUUAUAUGAAUAUUUUUAAUUCGUUGAGUCUUCCUGUCACACAAUGUCCUAUGGGUUUGAAUAGAAAUGGUUUACCCAUAGGUUUACAGAUAAUCGCUAAUGAUUCUUGCGAUCAUUUAACAAUCGCAUUGGCUAAGGAAAUAGAGAAACAAUUCGGUGGUUGGCAAGUACCACCUAGUAAUAUUAAUACAGUUACUUAACAUAGAUUUUUAUUAUAUAUUAAUCAAUUAAUUGGUUUGUUUUCUUAAUAAAUUUUAGAUAAUUGACUUGAUAUUUAGAGAAUCAUAUUUUUAUAAUAUAUUGUACAAAUUAAUAUUUACAAUAUUAUACAAAUAAAUUUUGUAUAUCAAAAUAUCUAACCUUAAUAUUUUCUUCAUAUAGAAGAAGAUAAAAGUAAAAAAA